GUGCUUGGCAAAAGUGAUAAACAGAAUUCAUUCAAGACUUCAGAACAUAAGCUUCUAUUACUGCAGUCCAGUGGAUUUCAUGGGGACCAACAGAUUCAAGUGAACUACUGUACAAAUAAAAAUAUCUUUAGCAUACAAAGAGUGAGCAAACUAAUUGUAAGCAUUGAAACACACCAUUUGUACAGCCAUUACAGGCUCAAAUUCAAAGUGUGGCACUGGAUCACCUCCGUAAGACCAGGAAGAGGAGUUUAAGGAGGAGUACCAACAGGAGUCUCAAGCAGAGAAUCCGGGUGGCCAUGAGAACAGCCAGGCGGGCUAGCACCAUGGAGGUGCCCUCUUUCUUGAGGCAGCUGGUGAGGGAAACUGAGAAGAUGGUUACGUUUUUCUUUAAGGGUGGGCGAAGGCACCCAGGAACCGAUGAUGAUGACUUUAACAAUGAAGAGGACAUUCCCAGCCCCUACCUACAGAGGCCAGUUUUGGAGAAGGACACAGCAGAGGGGGUCUCAAAAUGGGGCAUUAACUAUGCCAUGGCCAGUAUGCAGGGCUGGCGUGCCCAGAUGGAGGACGCCCACACCUGCAUGCCAGAGAUGGCUGAUGGGUUUCCAGACUGGAGCUAUUUUGCGGUGUAUGAUGGACAUGCAGGGAGGAUGGUGGCUCAGUAUUGCUCCAGAAACCUGCUGGAUUUUAUUCUUGACACAGGUGGUGUAACUGUGGAUGAGGAUGUAGAACAGGUCAAAGAAGGCAUCAGAGAUGGCUUCCUUGGCAUUGACCGCCACAUGCACACCCUAUCCCGCAAUGAGAGCUGGGACCACAGUGGUUCAACGACAACUGCUGUUAUGAUCUCUCCACGGAACAUCUAUUUCAUCAACUGCGGCGAUUCACGGACCUUCCUCUGCCGGAAUGGCCAGGUGGUCUUCUACACGGAGGACCACAAACCCUUCAACCCACGCGAGAAAGAGCGUAUCCAGAAUGCUGGCGGAUCCGUCACCCUGCAGCGCAUUAAUGGCUCUCUGGCCGUGUCGCGGGCUCUUGGUGACUUCGACUUUAAGGAAGUGGAAUGGAGGGCUCAGACCGAACAGUUGGUGUCACCUGAACCAGAGGUAUAUGAGCUGGAGCGGACUCCAGAAGAUGAGUUCUUGGUAGUGGCGUGUGAUGGUGUCUGGGAUGCCAUCAGUAAUGAGGAGCUGUGUGCAUUUGUGCGCAACCGCCUUCAGGUCUGUGAUGAUCUGAGGGACAUCUGUGCACAGGUCAUUGAUCUCUGCCUAUACAAGGGAAGUUUAGACAACAUCAGUAUCAUCAUCAUCUGCUUUGAUGGCGCCCCCAAGGUUACACCAGAGGCACUGCAACAUGAGGCAGAGCUGGAGCAAAUCAUUGAGCAAAAAGUGGAAGAGAUCAUUCACAUAAUCAGAGCUAAAGAUCAGGAACUUGACCUGCUCUACGUGAUGAAAUUCCUGGCAUCUGAGAGCAUUCCAGGCCUUCCACCAGGGGGAGGCAUUUCAUGCAAGAGAGAUUGCAUAAUUGCCGCAUACCAAAAAUACGCAGCAGCCUUUAGAUCUCUUGAGCCGAUGGAUAUUGGCGGCUUUGAAGAUUCCAACUAGUGGCGGUUUCCCUGGAAAUGGAAUCAAGCCUUGCAUCUCUGUAGGCAUAAUAAUCAGUGAGAGGAGGACAUUCCUGUGCCACCUGGUUUACAGAUGUCAAUCUGUUUAUCCAAACUGUUCCUUUUUUAAAUCAGUGUUGUUUAUUGUAAACAGGAACAGGAUGUAGAGGUGAAAUGAUCAAAGACUUUCAUGUAGGCAAAGCAUUCUACAUUGGCACUGUUAAAGGUGCACUCAAUAAUAUUUUCCUCAAAAAAGUUGGACCCCUUAAAGGUGCACUCAGUCAUUUUUGAAGUAUGUUGAAGUGAUUUACAUUGGCUUACAGUGACACCUAGUGCCUGGAAGCUGCAUCAUUAAAAUACAGUAGUUUUCAGUUACCAAUGCCAUUGUAGAAAUUCACUAUGUACAGUAAGCCAGUAUUAGUUUAGUCCAUGAAUGAAAGUAUCCAAUAGCAGGGCAGUUACUGAGAUUAAGCCACUAGUAUUCAGAUGAUCAUGUGAUCCUUACAUGGCUGCCCCCAUGAUGUGCCCCUGCCCCAUGUAGAAUAAAAGAUCUUUUAUAAGGUUGCUGAUAUGACUGAACUCUUCAUCUCACAUGAAUGGUCAUGAUUCCAUAUAUACAGCUCUGGAAAAAAUUAAGAGACCACUGUAAAAUUAUCAGUUUCUCUGGAUUUACCAUUUAUAGUAUGUGUUUGAGUAAAAUGAACAUUUUUGUUUUAUUCUAUAAAGUACUGACAACAUUUCUCUCAAAUUCCAAAAUAAAAAUAUCGUCAUUUAGAGCAUUUAUUUGCAGAAAAUGACAACUGGUCAAAAUAACAAAAAAGAUGCAGUAUUUUCAGACAUCGAAUAAUAGAAAGAAAAAAGUUCAUAUUCAUUUUUAAACAACACAGUACUAAUGUUUUAACUUAUGAAGAGUUCAGAAAUCAAUAUUUGGUGGAAUAACCCUGAUUUCCAAUCACAGCUUUCAUGUGUCUUGACAUGCUCUCUACCAGUCUUUCACAUUGCUGUUGGGUGUCUUUAUGCCACUCCUGGUGCAAAAAUUCAAGCAGCUCGGCUUUGUUUGAUGGCUUGUGGCCAUCCAUCUUCCUCUUGAUCACAUUCCAGAGGUUUUCAAUGGGGUUCAGGUCUGGAGAUUGGGCUGGCCAUGACAGGGUCUUGAUCUGGUGGUCCUCCAUCCACACUUUGAUUGACCUGGCUGUGUGACAUGGAGCAUUGUCCUGCAGGAAAGACCAAUCCUCAGAGUUGGGGAACAUUGUCAGAGCAGAAUGAAGCUAGUUUUCUUCCAGGAUAACCUUGUAUGUGGCUUGAUUCAAGGUGUGGGUGGAUAUUUUAAUUUGGAAUUUGGGAGAAAUGUUGUCAGUACUUUAUAGAAUAAAACGAUAUUUUCAUUUUACUCAAACACAUACCCAUAAAUAGUAAAUCCAGAGAAACUUUGCAGUUUUGUAAUUUUGCAGUGGUCUCUUAAUUUUUUCCAGAGCUAUAUGUUUCCAUAUUACUAUUCAUUUCUUUAGAAGUAAAACUUUUUAAAUGAGGAAAAUAAUUACUGAGUGCACCUCUUUGAAAUGUGUAUAAAAUCAUGAGCGGUGGUGGUGUAGUGUACUAAAGCACUGAACUGGUAAGUGGAAGGUUGUUGGUUCAAUCCCCCCAGCCACCACCAUUGUGUCCUUGAGCAUGGCACUUAACUCCAGGUUGCUCCAGGAAGAUUGUCCCGGUAAUCAGGGCACUGUAAGUCACUUUGGAUAAAAGCAUCUGCCAAAUGUAGAUGAAUAGUCCAAUUAUAUAAUUAACCUUAUAAAAGUUGUUUUAUUCUACAUGUAGAGGGUCCCCUCAUGUGGGCUGCCAUUAUGUCAUGUUAUGGUCACAUUACCAGCCAAUACAACUCACUUAAUCUCAGUAACCACCCUAUUAUUGAACAUUUUCACUUAUGAUUAAAUGAAUCAUGGCUUACUGUGAAUAGUGAAUUUCUACAAAUGAUGCUGCAUCCACGCCAGUAGGUGUCAGUAAGUCCAAGACGACAUGCAUAAAACAAAUACUGAGUGCACCUUUAAAGAUACUGUACUUCUUAUGGAACGCUUUUAAUUUAUUUACUUUACAAACUAAAACUUUUGAAAAUUCGUAUACAAUUAAUCCUUUUACGUAGUAUUGUGCUUCUGGAUUGUUUCACAGUUAACGGGGUUAAAAAUGGUUUCGCAUCGUUCGACAAGAUUUUUAGUAUUUGCACAGAUGUAUUUGCUAAAGAUGAGCUAUUUAAAUGUAAAAAAAGAGUAAUUAUACAUUACUUGUCUUUGCUGAUGGAUGUUUAGUUCUCUGUCUUACAUCUGUAACUAUAGAUGCCUUUCCCUCCUCUUUUACAACCUGUUUUUGUUGC
Molecule: messenger RNA, 3962 nt
Organism: Myxocyprinus asiaticus (Chinese sucker)
Lineage: Eukaryota; Metazoa; Chordata; Actinopteri; Cypriniformes; Catostomidae
Gene: ppm1na
Product: protein phosphatase, Mg2+/Mn2+ dependent, 1Na (putative)
Exons: 6
Coding region: 297-1598 (433 amino acids)
Biological process (GO): protein dephosphorylation; negative regulation of canonical NF-kappaB signal transduction; positive regulation of canonical NF-kappaB signal transduction
Cellular component (GO): nucleus; cytosol
Molecular function (GO): protein serine/threonine phosphatase activity; magnesium ion binding; manganese ion binding
Source: RefSeq, a predicted model, not a curated record